Molecule: messenger RNA, 2068 nt
Organism: Trifolium pratense (red clover)
Lineage: Eukaryota; Viridiplantae; Streptophyta; Magnoliopsida; Fabales; Fabaceae
Product: butanoate--CoA ligase AAE1-like
Exons: 2
Coding region: 35-1675 (546 amino acids)
Source: RefSeq, a predicted model, not a curated record
UGUAACAUUAUAGAGAACCAGUGAGGACGUUAUCAUGAUGAAACAAAACUUGGUUGAGUGCUCUAAAGGCUUAAAUGUUCCUUUGACACCAAUUAGUUUCCUAGAAAGAGCAGCCACUUUGUAUGGUGAUAAGGUUUCCAUCAUCUACAAUGAUCAUGUUAGAUUUUCUUGGAGAGAAACCUAUGAAAGAUGUCUCAAACUUGCUUCUGCUUUGGUCAACAUAGGAAUUUCUAAUGGUGAUAUUGUUGCAACAUUGGCACCAAAUAUUCCAGCACACUAUGAGCUUCAUUUUGGUGUACCUAUGGCAGGUGCUAUUAUUUCUGCACUCAACACAAAACUAGACUCAACAACAUUAGCAGCUAUAUUGGAACAAUUAGAGCAUUGCAAAAUCAUAUUUGUGGACUGUGAAUUUAUUGACUCUGCCCUCAAAGCAACAGAAAUAAUGUCCCAAAAAAAAUCCAAGCCACCCCUUAUUGUCCUAAUACAAGAUUAUGACCAAUUAGUGAAAGAUAUACCUCAAGGUACCUUAAUCUACAAUGAACUUCUUGAAAAGGGACAAUCAGAUUUUAACAUUUCAAUGCCAAGCAAUGAAUGUGAUCCUAUAUCAGUGAAUUAUACUUCAGGCUCAACAGGAAUUCCAAAAGGAGCUGUUUAUAGUCAUAGAAGUGUUUAUCUUAACUCACUUGCGACGAUUACUCGUUUCGAUGUCAAUCCUAUGCCGGUGUUUCUAUGGACAGUUGACAUGUUUAGAUGCAAUGGAUGGUGUUUCAUUUGGUCAAUGCCUGCUCUUGGUGGCACAAACAUUUGCCUAAGAAAUAAUUUUUCAGCAAAAGAUAUUUUUGAUGCAAUUCAUGUUCAUAAGGUAACACAUUUGUGUGGUGCACCUACCCUUUUGGAAAUUAUUGCAAAUUGUGACAUUAUUAAGCCUUUUUCACACAAGGUUUGUGUCACAGUUGCUGGUAUAUUACCAUCCUUCAAAAUUAUUAAUAAGGUGGCAGAACUUGGAUUUGAGGUGAAUAUUGGUUAUGGCAUGACUGAAGCAUUAGGUCCAGUUAUUGUAAGAAAGUGGAAACAAAAUUUUGAUGAUGAUGCUACAAAGCUAAAUUAUUUUGAACAAAAAGGGGUUAUAGAGUUUAUGGUGGUAGAAGUUGAUGUGAAAGAUCCAAAUUCAAUGAAGAGUGUUCCCUAUGAUGGAAAAACCAUAGGUGAAAUUAUGUUCAAAGGGAAUACUUUAAUGUUAGGGUAUCUUAAGAGUUCAAAAGUGAGUGAUGAAGCUUUUAGGGAUGGUUGGUAUAGGACUAGGGACCUUGGUGUUAAGUUACCUAAUGGUUCUUUCAAUUUGAAAGAUAGAGCAAAAGAUAUUAUUUAUUCUAAGGGUGAGUUUGUGAGUUCAUUAGAGGUGGAAGCUGUUUUGUUGAAUCAUCCAAUGGUUUUGAAAGCAGCUGUUGUGGGGAGAUAUGAUGAUGGGUCACCUUGUGCAAUUGUGAAAUUGAAAGAUGGAUAUAGUGCCAAUGUUGAAGAUAUUAUCAAGUUUUGUGAAGAUCAAUUGGAUGCUCAUAUGGUUCCUAAGAGUGUGGUGUUUGAUGAUUUGCCUCUUAAUUCAACUGGGAAGGUACAAAAGUUUGUUAUUAGAGAAAAGAUUAAAAGCAAUGGGUGGUCUGAGUCAAUUAAUUAGGAUUUGAAUUGCAUGCGAUCACAAAUUCCAUGUAUUCAUAGUCAGUAUAUCGAUGACUGUUGGACCAAAAUUGGACAGUCCAAAAUUCAAGCUCAGUAUCAUGGAGUUAAAAUCAAAAGUAUCUUGUCUUUUGCAUUGUCCAAUCUCAAUCCAACAAUCAUUGAUAUGUUAAAUGUGUGAAUUUGUGAGUGCUAUAAAUCCAAAUCAGUGGUUUGAAUGUAAUGUAAUAAUGUUAAACAAGCUCAUUUGAUGUUUUAUCGUAUAAACCCUAGAAGUUAUUACUUCCUAAAGACAUAAAAUCUAUGUAUUAUUAUUAUUAUUAUUAUUAUUAUUAUUAUUAUUAUUAUUAUUAUUUGUGUUGAAUGUUGCAAUUGAUUUGUCUUUUGUUUUUUU